Trichophyton verrucosum HKI 0517 is the source of this 1284-nucleotide messenger RNA. RefSeq lists its product as uncharacterized. The record is from RefSeq and is a predicted model, not a curated record. Gene Ontology annotation, cellular component: nucleus; delta DNA polymerase complex. The coding region runs from base 1 to 1284 and encodes 427 amino acids. Lineage: Eukaryota; Fungi; Ascomycota; Eurotiomycetes; Onygenales; Arthrodermataceae. Gene Ontology annotation, biological process: nucleotide-excision repair, DNA gap filling; DNA synthesis involved in UV-damage excision repair; DNA replication. Gene Ontology annotation, molecular function: DNA-directed DNA polymerase activity. The transcript has 7 exons.
AUGCUAUAUGAGUUUCAUCGCUCUGAAAAUGAGAAGAAACCAAAGUCUGUCCAUGCCACUUAUCUGUUGACCGGAAUUUCUGGUCACACCAAACCAUUGCCUUUGAGUAGGAAUCAUUUGAAAGAUGGCGAAGAUGAGGUGAUGCAGAGCAGUCCCGUCGUGGGCAGUCAGCCAGCUCAACCCGAGACGACAGAAACUGUGGCUGGACCUGCUAUUACUUCUGUAUUACUCGUUCCGGAAGAAGAAUUGGAGGGCAAGUCUUUUGAGUCUGGAUUGGAACCGGAUUAUGCUAACAUCUUUUACAGCGUACAGCCGACUUCACUGCCAGACUUGAAUGUGUUGGCAGACAUUGGACAGAUAUCAUCUACUUCUCCUGGGGACGAUGUCUUUCAGCACAAUGAAAAGUAUGGGAUGAUACAGAACAAGAAUGUUAAGAGACGAUCGGGAACACCAGCGUCUAUGCCGACGCCCAUUAAAGAAGAGAACCCAAUACAGAAAACUGUGGUCAAAAAGGCAGAACAAGAGCCUCCCGGUAAGAAAUCCAUGACCCAGUCUACGGAUAAGAAGCCAGAACCAUCUUCAACUCCUUUUCGGGCACUGGGAAGCUCGCAGUCAACAACCAAAUCGUCUCAAGGCAAGCCUACACACAAACGUGACUCUUCAAGUAUAUUCAAAGCUUUCGCCAAAUCAAGGCCAAAGCAACAGGCGAAGGAUGACGAUGCAGAUUCGACACCAAACGAGUCUCAGAAUAAUAUGCUAGAUGAUGAGUCUGAGGAGGAAAGAGAGGACCUUUUCCUGGAUACUGGGAAAAAGACUACCAAUAAAGAACAAGAAUCGAGAAGAGAUCGAGAAGAACGCCUACGAAAGAUGAUGGAAGAUGAGGAUAUGCCAGAUGCACCAGAAUCGCCGCCCGAGGAAGAGCAAGCGCCUGAAGAAAGUGACCAAGCUUCCCUGGAAUCAACCCCAGCUCUCCCACAGAAGAAGCAGGAGCCCGAGCUUGAACCAGAGUCUAGUGUGUCAGAGACACGGCCAACGGGUCAACGGCGAAGGGGCAGACGGCAGGUAAUGAAAAAAAAGGUGUCAAGGGAUGCAGAAGGGUACCUAGCUGACAAGAUUACUGUUUCCCCCGCAGUCACCAAGGAGGAACCAGUAUGGGAAUCCUUUUCGGAAGACGAGCCCGAACCCCAGAAAAGAAAACCGCUGCCAUCUUCAUCUGCAAAAUCGGCAAAGGGUGGUGCCAAAUCCAGUCAGGGUAGUAUCAUGUCGUUCUUCGGUAAGAAAUAG